AUGGUGAGUGGCAAGAAUGAUGAGCAAAACCAGAUUAGCCCCUUGGACCAAGCCGGAGGACCUGCGGGUCUUUCUUCAACCACACUUUCCAGAUGUUCAGUGCGAAGAACAUUUGUCGCCAACCCAGCCGGAUCCUUAGGUCAGAAGCAUCAUAUAUCGACAUUAGACUUACGAGUAUAUUACCAAAAUGUUCAUGGGCUCAGAACUAAGGUUAGUGAACCCUAUGCUAACGUCUUAGCAGAAGAAUAUGAUCUAGUUGUUUUAACCUGGCUCACAGAUGGUUUCCAAGAUGCAGAGCUCUUAGAAGAUAGAUUUAUUAUAGUGAGGAACGACAGGAAAGAUGGAAGAAGAGGCGGAGGGAUUCUUGUAGGAGUGAGGAAGAAUUUGAGCAUGGAACUCAUCCCCAUUAAUAUUUCUAAUGAUUCCAGUCUUGAGGCAAAGUUGUUGCCUGAUGGAAGUUAUAAUUACUGUUGUGGUACUGGUGGUCAAGUUCAUGAUGAAGAUUUUGCUGGACUAGAUCCUGGAUUUCAACUUAUUUUGAAAAGGCUUGACAAAGUAGAUGCGUCAUUGAGUGCAAUUAAGUCAGAUAUUCAAUCCUCCAGCAACAAGCUAACAGAACUUGAAAAAAAGGUUGAUACACUUGAAGAGAUUGUUACUGGUAAACCAACGAUUGUUAAAUCUAUUGUUGCUGAUAAUCAAUUAAAUGAAAAUGAUGAAGAUACUGAAUGA
This is a messenger RNA of Acanthoscelides obtectus, 729 nucleotides long. Lineage: Eukaryota; Metazoa; Arthropoda; Insecta; Coleoptera; Chrysomelidae. The record is from the annotation of a GenBank genome assembly.